This is a messenger RNA of Pediculus humanus corporis (human body louse), 330 nucleotides long. Its product is annotated as 40S ribosomal protein S25, putative. Gene Ontology annotation, cellular component: cytosolic small ribosomal subunit. The transcript is spliced from 4 exons. Gene Ontology annotation, molecular function: structural constituent of ribosome. The record is from RefSeq and is a predicted model, not a curated record. Lineage: Eukaryota; Metazoa; Arthropoda; Insecta; Psocodea; Pediculidae. Bases 1 to 330 code for a protein of 109 amino acids.
AUGUGGUCUCCGCCAUUGGCUUCACACCCUCCCAAGAAAGAUUCUAAAGGGGGCUCUUCUAAGCAACCCCAAAAAACUCAAAAGAAGAAAGAAGGAGGAUCGGGUGGUAAAGCUAAAAAGAAGAAAUGGUCCAAAGGUAAAGUUAGAGACAAAUUAAACAAUCAAGUCUUGUUUGAUAAAGCAACAUAUGAAAAAUUAUUGAAGGAAGUUCCAACAUAUAAACUUAUAACACCUUCGGUAGUGAGUGAAAGGCUUAAAGUUAGAGGAUCAUUGGCCAGAAGGGCUUUAAAUGAACUUCUUCAUAAAGGUGAUAUACACAAGAACUACUAA